This is a messenger RNA of Phytophthora infestans T30-4, 2757 nucleotides long. RefSeq lists its product as uncharacterized. Gene Ontology annotation, biological process: protein phosphorylation. The coding region runs from base 1 to 2757 and encodes 918 amino acids. NCBI's taxonomy places the organism in Eukaryota, Oomycota, Peronosporomycetes, Peronosporales, Peronosporaceae. The transcript has 6 exons. The record is from RefSeq and is a predicted model, not a curated record. Gene Ontology annotation, molecular function: ATP binding; protein binding; protein tyrosine kinase activity.
AUGAGCUCGAGACGUUCGCUCCCGCAGACUCGGACAACGACAUGGAAGACUUGUGCGGAACUGGCCCAUAACUUCAUCGCGGACUUGUCGGGCUUCAACUUCCCCCGUCGGUUAAAUUACUUGGAUCUGAGCUCGAACUCGAUCACCAAGCUGUCGUCGUCCACGCCCUGGCCUGAGUCGGGCGAGUUGCAGACACUUCUGCUGCACGGGAACUCGCUCAGCUCGGUGGGCGUCGACACCUUCACGAAACUGGUCGCGCUGCAGUCAUUGUCGCUAUCGAGUACGGGUAUCUCCAACCUGGACGACCUCAUGUUGCCGGUCUCGCUGCGUACGCUAAAUGCGACCAAAAACUCCUUCACGAGCGCGUCCACCAACUUUUCCACCCUCCCCACAGCUCUGCAGUAUCUAGACCUGAGCAGCAACCUCCUCACAGUUUUCCCGACCAUCGUGUCUUCUCUCACUACACUCGUGGAGUUGAACCUCGAGUCCAAUGGAAUCAAACAGAUCAGCGGCGUGACCUUCGCGUCAACGCUCCGUAAAGUCUACUUGGGGGACAAUCCGUUGUCUACGAUCGAAAUCUGCCGCUCGGACGUCAGUGUGUUCCAGAGUCUGGCAGAGUUUAAGGCCCCGUCGUCCAUCUCGAGCACGUGCUCGAACGCCAAGGCAACAAGCGAAGAAAUUAACGGCGUCAACUUCUGCGUGCUGGAGGACGAGGACUGCGUCAUCAGUACGAGCUCGGACUCGUCCUCUAUUUUCUCGGCUGAGUCCAUCGCAGUCAUCGGAACCACCUUCUUCCUUGUCGGCAUCCUGUUGAGCGCCUUAGUGUUCGGGUUUAUGUGGAACAAGCGGAGAAACGAUGACGACAGCCCGUCGCGUCGUGCUGCUAUGAAGGUGAACCGGGACAGACGGCUAGGAAGCAGCGGCGGCAACUUCAUGGUGUUCACGAGCAGUGGACGCAUCACACGUGCCGUUGGCAUUAACCACGACGAGUACCGCGACACCGACAGUAAGAACGGGAACAACAGCACGUUCGGCGAUAGCGGCGCGAAAACGCCGGGCGAGGCGGCUUGGGGCGUGUACGAGAGUCCUCUGGACAAGUACAACCCCGUCGCUCUGCUCGAACCGAGUCCCAAGGACAAUAGCUUCCUCGGGGCUAGCACCGCGUCACUGCAGGUGCGCAGCAAGAUCAAGAGCAAGAUCGAUCUGGACGACCUGCUCGUGUACGAGAUUCCGCCCGAGGAGAUUCAGAUGCGCCGCGGACUGCACAUGUCGUCAUCCAAGAAGAGUAGUAAGGCCGCGUUGGCCUUGAGCAGCGUGGGUGUGGGUAACUCGCGUAAGAAGGUGGAUAUGGCGCUGUACCUUGCUGAAUACCAGAGCUACAAGGUGGUGAUUCAGGCGCUCAUGCGCUCCAAGAAGCGUCUGGAGACGCGCUUCGUGGAGCAGAUCCGUCUGGCCGCAGCACUGGACCACGCGUCUAUCGUGCACUUUAUCGGUGUCACUACUGGGUGCAGCACGGCAGCCAGUCGUCGACGUGGUAGCAGCGCUGCGGCGCCGGCACAGGGCCCGUACAAUAGCUACGGCCCGACAAACAGCAUGAGUGAGAGCAUGGCGGCUAAGAGCAGGUACCCGAGCAUGGGCGCGCCAGCGUGGCACCUAGGUGUCGUGUUUGAAUACAUGCAGCACGGUUCUCUAGCGGCAAUGUUCGAGUCCGAACGCCACCGUCGCGAAGGCAAGGGAUUCUACCCGAACAGCAGCGUGGCGGCGGCGAUCGGCAGCGGCAACGGCAACAUCUUCAGCUGGUACCCGGUCUUCGCGAACUCGAGUGCCAGCGUGAACGCCAACCCGAACGCAGAUUGGCGGUGUAAGCUUUCUAUCGCUCUAGAUGUGGCCAUGGGUCUAGUCUACCUGCAUGCCAACAACUACGCGCACGGCCGUGUGUGCGCGCGCAAGGUGUUGGUGAACGAACAGGGCGAAGCGAAGCUCAGCGCGAUGGAUAUAUUGUUGCCAUCGGAUCUCUCGUCUCGAAAGGACGAGAACAAUCACACGACAGAAGACUUCCGCGGCUCGUUGAGGGAGAGCGCUCUAUGGACGAUGCAAAAAAUCACAGGUUUACGUCCGACACGCUCGUCCAAGGCCAUGAAGCAGCAGACGUCCGGCAACUUGGGCCGUAGCCGCUAUGCGAACAACAGCGGAGAGAGCGACGUGAGUGGGGUGAGUGGAGUUAGCAGCGUAACACUGGAUGACAACCACAGCCAGAGCGGCGACAACCCGGCGUUCGACGAAGCGUCUGACGAGUUCGAUGAGAACUCGCUAAAGUCCAGCGGCAUCGGGUCGUCCGUUGUGGCGGCCCAGCGCGACGACGUCUACGCUUUCGGCACGUUCCUGUGGGAGCUGGACACGAUGAUCGCCGUGGAGGAAGACUUGGCCAGCUCAAGGAUCCCCGCCGGCGCCGGCGGCAACGCGCACCUACUCAAGUUCUCGGCGGACUGUCCGGAGGAGCUGCAGGAGCUGGCGCGACAGUGCUGGCAUGAGGUGCCGAGCGAGCGUCCGGACGCCAUCGACGUGCAGGAGGAGCUGGUCCGCGUGCUGGAGGGCCGUCUUACUGUGAGUGGCCAAGCUCCGCCCAACUGGACGCGACCCAGCUACCUGAGUGUCACCAGCGCACUGAGCAGUCUAUCAAGCUCCGAGUUAUCAUCAAACAUGUCUUCGCUGCCGAGCUCUUGCUCUGUGAUGGCCGUGUCUGUGGCCGACCUAUAA